CUUCAACCAAACACAAACCUAAAAAACACACAACACAAAAAAUCUCUCUUCUUACUUUCUUCCUCCAUUUCCCUCAUCAUAGUUUCUUCUGUUACUUUCUUCUAAUUCUUUCAAGUUUAGUUCAAGAUGGUUGUAGAUCCGGUAGUUAUUCCAAAGUUGAGGAUGGAUGAACAAAGAGCUAUUCAAGAAGCUGCUUCUGCUGGAUUGAAAAGUAUGGAGCAACUAAUUCGUGUGCUUUCUUCUCAAACUUCUUCUUCUUCUUCUUCUUCAAAUCAACUUAACCAACUAGAUCUGGUCAAUAAACUUGAUUGUACUGAAAUUACUGAUUUCACUGUUUCUAAGUUUAAAACGGUUAUUAACUUGUUAAAUCGAACCGGUCACGCUCGUUUUCGUCGUGCACCUUCUUCUCCUCCUUGUUCUUCUUAUCAAUUUCAAUCUCAAUCUCAACCUGAGAAAUUCAAGACUCAACCACAGUCAACUACUCUUGAUUUUGCAAAACCGAUUCAAUUAGUUAAGUCAAAUCCAAAUCCCAAUCUCAAACCUAAAACUAAUCAAUCUACUGAUUUAUCUGUUUCUCAAUACUCCAAAUCAAAGGAAGCUUAUAGCAUCUCUACCACUACUUCUUCUUUCAUGUCCACCAUCACCGGAGAUGGAAGCGUUUCCGACGGUAAAAUAGGUCCUAUCAUUUCCUCUGGCAAGCCUCCUCUAGCUUCAUCUCACCGGAAAAGGUGUCACGAAGCCACAAUCUCUGGCAAAGUCUCAUCCUCCGGUCACUGCCAUUGCUCCAAGAGAAGGAAAUCUCGUGUGAAGAGAACAAUUCGUGUUCCGGCGAUAAGUUCAAAGGUCGCUGAUAUACCAUCAGACGAAUUUUCGUGGAGGAAAUACGGUCAAAAACCUAUUAAAGGUUCACCUUACCCACGUGGUUACUACAAGUGCAGUAGCUUCAAAGGAUGUCCGGCGAGGAAGCAUGUAGAAAGAGCACAAGACGAUCCCAAUAUGCUUGUUGUUACUUACGAGGGAGAGCACCGUCACGCACAAACCGUCGUAACUGGCGCCGGAUUCAUAUCUCAGCCUCUUUGAGCGACCGUGGUGAUCGGAAAAUAUACGGAAUCUAUUGUGGUGAAAAGUGAGAACCGGCCGUUUGUAUUUGAUGACGGAGUUAUGCUCUAACUGUAACGGUGACGGAGAAAAAACGGAGAUUCCAAGGAAGAAAGAGUAGGAAAGUCAACUUUUACUUUUGUGGACCGCAACGCAAUGAAUGAGUCGUCUACGAGUUGUGAUAAGGACUUUUGUGUAAAUCCGGCAAAACAAUUAUGAUGAAAUUAAAUUAUACAAGUUUUAUUUAUUUAUUUAUUGGUUGAA
This is a messenger RNA of Medicago truncatula (barrel medic), 1362 nucleotides long. Its product is annotated as probable WRKY transcription factor 11. Gene Ontology annotation, biological process: regulation of DNA-templated transcription. The record is from RefSeq and is a predicted model, not a curated record. Lineage: Eukaryota; Viridiplantae; Streptophyta; Magnoliopsida; Fabales; Fabaceae. Gene Ontology annotation, molecular function: sequence-specific DNA binding; DNA-binding transcription factor activity. The transcript has 3 exons. The coding region runs from base 127 to 1080 and encodes 317 amino acids.